UCUGCUAUUUAGUUGGAGAUUUUUUUUCCUUUGGAUGGAUAUUUGUAUUGAUGCUUAUCCUGCUGUUUAGCUCCUUCUAAAUUUGUUGUAACUGGGCAGUUAUCUCUGCUGACACCUAUAUUACACUUAUGGAAAAGGCAGAAUUCAGCAGAAAGAUGAAUAGGAUUAAUUUUAUUUUUACAAGUGGUAAUGAGAGAUAUAGAGACGGAGACAGUGAAAUCUAUGUACUUCUUUCAUUAUACAAGACUUGUCAGAUGAUCUCAUCUGUACUCCUACACCACUAUCACUCACUUGGUAGUUAAUUGUUGUUGAGUUGUUUCUGUACUAUCUGACUCUUCAUGACCUGGAGUUUUCUUGGCAAAGAUACUAGAGUGGUUUGCCAUUUCCUUCUUCAACUCAUUUUACAUAUGAUUAACGAAAGCAAACAGGGUUAAAUAACUUGCUCAGGGUCAUACAGCUACUAAGUGUCAUGUAUAAUCAUAUAUAAUUAUUUAACUUUGGGGGGGAGUAUAAAUUUUACCUUCCCAAUUUGAUUAGAAACUCCUGAAGGACAGGGACACAGUUUUUUACUUCUUAAUAUCUCCUACAACUAUAAUGAUCAUAUUUUCUGUUUAGUAAGUUAGUACCAUGAUCUGACAAGGGAUAUCCUUUUGAUACUCUGUUAAUCCUUUUCUUUUCUUGAAAUCAGUAUUAACCUGGAAAAUCACUUUAAGUACAUCACUUGUUAGGGAGCUGAGAUCAUAUUCAAUAAGUAUCUCAUAGAACUAAGUAAUAAAUCAGUUAAAUCUUUUUAAACAUCAGCAAAAGUUGUAUAAUUAGAAUGAGAUUAGUAGGGGAAAUAAAUCCAGACAAUCCAGAAGAAAGCAUGGUACUCCUCUUGAAUAUACACUGUUGAGAGAGGCCUCCAUGCCCCAGGAACUAAUUUUGUAGGAAAUUUUCUGUUUAUUUCUAUCUUGAGAUAAGAAUGGGAAAGAACUCUUUACACUUGGCUCUAUUCAUUGUGUAUUUUUAUUCUUAGAGCUUGCCCUGAGUUGAACAGUAUCUGGACAUCUUGUCCAUGUUAAUAUUGCUUUAAUCAUACCAUUCCCCUCUUAGACCCGAGUCCCCAGUAGCUUCACUAUAUUAAAGUCCACACUCUUCUGUCUGAAUCUUAAAGUCUUUUAAUAAUAUGGUAUCCCAAUAUAGAUCCCAAGAGAGAACCUUGGACAUUUUUUGGUCCACAUAUGUGAUUUCAUUGAAGAAGGGAAUUCCUAGUGAGGGAACUUCUUUUACCAGCAAAGACCAGCUGCUGCUCUACAAUUAAAACCUUCUUAGAAUAUCACCUGGGGACCCUAAGAAAUAUUAAGUGAUUUGUCCCUGGCUCACCAGACCAGUAAGUAUUAGGAAUGGGAUUUGAAUCCAGACUCCUAACUCCAUGUCAGGCCUCUAUCCACUACACUGAGGUACCAACUGGCACAAGGAGAUUUCUCUAAAUGAGGAAACUCUUGCCACCCAUUGCAAGUUGGCAUCUUCUUUGCCUAGGCCCAUGGGAAAUAAAAUGAUAUGCCCAGGGGACAGAGAGCCAACAUGUGUAAGAGGUGGGACUUGAAUUCCGGUCUUUCGUGUCCCAAGGGUCUAAAUAAAUGUUUGUUGCAUGAACGAAACUUUGUCUCUAAGAGGCCCAUCUCGUAGAAUCUUAGGGGAAUUGUAGAAUUUCAGAGUGGAAGGUCCAACUCCAUCAUUUUACAGGUGAGUAUAAACAGGCUCAGAAAAUGGAUGUUACUUGCCCCAAAUCAAAGAACAAGGAAAAGACAGAUAGGGAUACUUGUCGAUAGAAUGGGUUGCUUCCAACAUCCCAAAGCCUUAAGUCUCUCAGGUUUUCCAUCCCCUCCCUAGGACCCCCUUACCCCUCUCCCCACUCCAAAUACUAAUGGAAAGAACUUCUGGCUUACCCUAGCUGGGCUCUUAUUCCUUGCGACCUCCCGCCAGAAGGUGGAGUCUAUACUCGUGGAUUGGGGAAAGAGGUGGGCGGAGACGCGGUGGGCGGGGAGAAGAGUGGAAUCCUCUCUAUGGUCUCCCUAGCUGAGUCCCUCCCUCCUCACCUCCCUCUCCCUCACCUCCUCCUCCUCCUCCCCCACCGCGGCGAUGCUCUAUGGUUCUUCCUGUCCCUAGUCAGAAGGGGGCGCUGCGCGCAGGCGCAAGAGGACGACGCGGCUGGGCCGGAAGGAACGCGGUUGUGGCUUUUGCUGAAUGAAGUGGUGGCGGCGGCGACGGCGGCUGAGACUGGGGUCGGUCCGGAGCUUCCGCGCCCUGUGGGUUUUAUGGAAAAAACAGCUUUUUGUAAACGUGAAAGCACUACGGAAAGGUGAGCUAUUACUACUACUACUACUACUACUACUACUACUACUACUACUACUACUACUACUACUUCUACUACUACUACUACUACUACUACUACUACUACUACCACCACUACUACCACUAUUACUACUACCACUACCACUAUUACUACUACCACUACUACUUCUAGUUCUGCUCCCUGAAACCAAGCAGAUCUUUAAAUAUUUGGACAGCUCUUUUGUCCCCUAGGAAGUAUUCUCUUACACAGACCAGACAUCUUUAAUUCCUUUGGUGGCACUGGAUUUUGACUCCUUUACCUCACAAAUGAGACAAGCCUAUGGGUGUGUAAGAGAUGGAGAGAAGAGGAGAUAUGUGUAAUGGUGCAAGAAUAUUCCAUUAAGAUAAUAGAUUUAGACCUGGAAAGGAACCUGAAAGGUCACCUGGCCCACCUCUCUCAUUUUACAGAUCAUUCUGAGUGCUGGAUUACUAUAUUUAGGUACUAGCUGGUACAUAUAUGUACAAAUCUGUGUUUUAAAAUGGCAGAGGGAGGAGGCAAUGAAGAGGUGAUUCACUUGAACAGCUUUCAUGGUCACAGGGGGAAAGACAGAAUAAAUCACAGAGAUGAAGGACUCAUCACCAUAUCAGACUCCUCAGAUGAAGAACUUGCACUUUUGCCAAUCUCAUCAUCUAGACAGCAUGGAGAAGAUGAUGAUGACUAUGACUAUGAUGAUGACGACGACAAUGAUGAUGAUGAUGAUGAUGAUGUCGUCAUUCUGGCAGAAACAAAAAAACAACAACUGUUGCGGCCUAUUGUCAAACCUGCUGCCCAGUGGCAAGAUCUGAAAAUUAAUAGAUUAGGAGAAGUGUCUAAAAAGAAUAUGAAUUUAUUUCUUCAAGAUAAGGAGAGUCUUUUUUCAGCUGCAAAUAAUGAACUGAAGCCCAGUGAAAACAACAAUAGAAAUCUGGAUCUUCAGUUACCUGGCCCCUCUGAACACAGUAAGCAUAGAGCCAAAAAAGACCGAAAUCCCAAGCCUGGACCAAGUAAUAUCCAAGCUAUAAAAGUCAUUUUGAAACCUAAUGUGAAAAAGGAAAUAAUCAAUUUAGAAGAAGCAAACUUUCAAAACAAACAUCCAAAAGUGCAAAGCCAGUCAACUGAAGACUCUGAACGAGAGCUUAUACCAAACCUCAGAGAAUCAGCUGCUGUGGUAGAUAACCAAGUUAUAAGAGAAAAUAGUUGGUUAGAUCAUCCUUAUUUCCAACCCAUAGACCACGAGCCUAAUGAAUUAGCAAAUCAAGUUGUCCCACAACAGGGGCAGCCUGAAGCAGAUCUCUCAUUUCGAGAUGAGAUUCCAGGACCAGCUUUUCCAAGGCCAGAACCACAGCAAGAUGGAAUCCCAGGUCCUUCCUCUCCUCAGCCUGCCCAUCCUCCUGGAGAACUGAAAGACCAUCAACUAGCAAUAGAUGAUGAACAGCCUGGUCCAGCUUUCCCUUUCCCAGGAUCUCAUCAGCCUGAUUUGGGAAAUAUUCCUGAACAAGGAGGCACUGGUGCAGAUAGAGAAUUUAUUACACUACUAGUGAAAGAAACAGAAGCAAGAUUUCCAGAUGUAGCCAAUGGGUAUAUUGAAGAAAUAAUACAUCUGAAGAAUUUCUAUGAUUUAAAUGUACUUUGUAAUUUUCUUCUGGAAAAUCCAGAUUAUCCAAAGAAGGAAGGUAGAGUGGUUCUAAAUCCUAAUAGCAGCCUGCUUGCCAGCCAAGAUGAGAAAAAGGUGUCCAAGGUGGACUAUUUUGACUUUUCUAAACUUACUCCGCUUGACCAGCGUUGCUUUAUUCAAGCUACUGAUCUACUCAUGGAAGAUUUCAAAAUGCUCAGCACUCAGGACAUCAAGUGGGCACUGCAUGAGCUCAAGGGACACUAUGCAAUCACCCGAAAGGCCUUUUCUGAUGCCAUUAAAAAAUGGCAGGAGCUAUCACCAGAAGCCAGUGGAAAGAGAAAAAAGAGGAAAGAAAUGAAUCAGUAUUCUUACAUAGAUUUCAAAUUUGAACAAGGUGAUGUAAAAAUAGAAAAGCGGAUGUUCUUUCUGGAAAAUAAACGUAGACACUGGAGGUCCUAUGAGAGGCAUUCACUUCUUCCACCUGUAAGAAAAGAGCAAGAAUUCUAUGAAAGGAAAGUCAAGGAGAUGGCUGAGCAUGCUGACUUUUUGCUUGCCCUACAAAUGAAUGAAGAACAGUAUCAAAAGGAUGGUCAGAUGAUAGAGUGCCGUUGCUGCUAUGGAGAAUUUGCAUUUGAGGAGCUGACUCAGUGUGUCGAUGGUCACUUAUUCUGCAAGGAGUGCCUAAUCAAAUAUGCCCAAGAGGCAGUCUUUGGCUCAGGAAAGUCAGAGCUCAGCUGUAUGGAAGCCAGCUGCACAUGUUCGUUCCCAACCAGUGAACUGGAGAAGGUGUUGCCAGAAACCAUCCUACGGAAGUACUAUGAGCGAAAAGCUGAAGAAGAGGUAGCUGCAGCUUGUGCGGAUGAACUGGUCAGGUGUCCCUUCUGUAACUUCCCAGCUCUUUUGGACAAUGAAGUGAAGUGGUUCAGUUGUCCCAAUCCUCGUUGCAGAAAGGAAACCUGCAGGAAAUGUCAGGGACUGUGGAAAGAACAUAACGGCAUUACCUGUGAACAGUUGGCUGAAAAAGAUGACAUCAAAUAUAGAACAUCUAUCGAAGAGAAAAUGACUGCAGCCCGCAUUAGAAAAUGCCAUAAGUGCGGGACCAGUCUCAUAAAAUCUGAAGGUUGUAACCGUAUGUCUUGCCGCUGUGGUUCCCAAAUGUGCUACCUCUGUCGAGCCUCCAUCAAUGGGUACGACCACUUCUGUCAGCAUCCCCGAUCACCAGGAGCCCCUUGCCAAGAAUGUACAAAAUGUUCUCUUUGGACUGACCCCACAGAAGAUGAUGAGAAGCUCAUCCAAGAAAUUCAGAAGGAGGCUGAAGAGGAGCAAAAGAAGAAAAAUGGAGAGAACAAUUUCAAACGGAUUGGGCCCCCCAUGGAGGCAGCUCCUGAAAAACUACAGAGGAUUGAAGUCAUCCCAAGACCUGUUCCUCAAAACCUUCACCAAGCCAGGAUCCCUCCUUAUCCCUUUGUGCACCCACCCUUCCCUCUACCUCCGGUCCGUCCUAUGUUCAAUAAUAUUCCCCUGAACUUGGGCCCCAUCCCUGCUCCUUAUGUCCCUCCUCUGCCAAAUAUGCGAGUGAACUAUGAAUUUCCCCCAAUCAAUGUCCCACUGGAGCACAACUUACCUAUGCACUUUGGUCCUCAGCCACGUCAUCGGUUUUGACAGGCGGGCUAGAUACCUGAAAUGGAAACACUGCCGAGGAGGGCCAUCCUGUGUAACAACUCUCCCUUCUCCCAACUCCUAUCAUUAUUCCAGAGAACUGAAAGGAGCAGCCUGAAAAUCUCCCCUAGUUAAAUUUCAUGGAGAGGGGGGAGAGGGGGGAAGGGUUAAAGAUACACAGUCUAGUUCAGAUGUUUACCCCUUUUCUCCCCCUGAAACCAGUAUCUGCUGCUGAGCCCGUAGAGGUGGAAGUUUACAGAUUGGGCUGCCAAACAUGACUAAUUUGGGGCCAAUUUUCCUUUUCUUUGAUAGUGAUAGUAGAGAGACCUACCCAGGCCCCAACCUCUCCCUAGUGUCCACCUUCCUCCUCACUGUGUCUCUGUCUCUCUCUCAUUCUCUCAUUCUGUCCCUCUGUGUAUGUGUGUGUGUGUGUGUGUGUGUUUGUGUGUCCUGCCUUUUCCUGUAUUUAAAAGUAUAAAUAGUCAAUGUUCUUUUAAAUACAGCUGAAAAGAAUAGAAGAGCCUAGGAUCCCUUGAGUACCCAGAUUUGUCUGUGUGUGAUUUGGGGAGAUUCCAGGAAGGAGGAGAGGGAAGUACAGCCACCCUGCCAGAAAAUGACCAGCACAGUUCUUGACUUGUCAGUAAGCAUGACAACCCUGUGCUAUCCAUUAAUUGGUUCUGAAAUUGUCCUAAAGGAGAUAGAAUGAUGUGAAAGAAAAGCUGCUUUUCCUGCCCCUGAUCAGAGUAGAAAACAGGGAAGUCACCACUGGUGAUCCAGAAAGGGAGGACUUCUCUAGUUUUCCAAUUAAAUUGGAACUUCUAUACCCUUAUUAGUUAAAGAUGAAAGUACAUUCAAGACAAUUUAUACAUCUAGGAGAGAGAUGAUUGGUGGUGGUUCAUUAGGACAGCCAAUGUCUUCCCUAGACUCCUACUAGGGGUUCAAAGGACCCUUUGCAGUAAGAUAUUAGCCUCCAAUUUCAAUCCAGUGGCAAACAGGUAUACUUAAGGAAGGUAAAUGAUCCUCAUGCCUCUUGGAUCAGCUCCUCCAGGCUGAGCAGAAUAGGUCUCCACUGCUUACUUUAGACUAAAAGAAAAAUUAUUUUGCUAGCAGUCAAGACUGAAUCCUCUACGAAGAGGCAUCAUUACUCGUCAUGAGCUCUGUUAGCCACAGAGUUAAAGCUUGAGGCCUAUUGUAGUUUAUUAGCAUGUCCGCUUCUCCCUUUGGGAAUGAGCAGAGUGGUCUCAAACCACAUUUGCUUUGUGACAUAAUCAGAUGGGAGGGAACUCCCUGGAUAGUCAAAUGGAUACUCCCUGAUCUGAGUAGGGGAAAGAUGUUAAUGACCAGUACUCUAUAAAUAUAAGAGGCCCCACAGAUGAAAAGGUUGAGAUUGUUUUACCCAGAUCUCACUGUUGGAUUUCAUCUUACCUCUUGAGUGUGACAACUUGCACUCUAAAUGAGUGUCAUUCAUUCUGAAAGGUUUUCUCACUCUCUUCCCUUCAGCCCCAGCCCCUUUCUAUUGCUUACCCCUCCCCCCCAGCUCCAAAAAAAAAUCAUCACUAAAUAAUAUUACUGUUUGGGAUUUUGAAAAUAAACUGCUGACCUGAUUUGUUUGCCCCAUUCUUAUCCGAUUAUCCAUGCCCCCACUCUGGUUCUCUCUAGCUAGAAAAUCCAGUUUUCUAAAAUCAACUCUUCCAAUCCAAGCUAUUAGUAAGAGCUGGUUUUAAAUUCCUUCAGUUGUACUGAAAGAUUUCUCCCAGUAUUUCCCUAGAACAAUCAAUGUCCUGAUUUUAGCACUGCUGUCUGUGGGCCUCCCCUUGACUCUUUCACUAGCUUAGUGCCGAGAGUCUUUGGUGACAUCAGAACCACAGAGCUAACUAGUUCUCAACUUUUGCUGCUAAGUUUUGUUUAUAUAAUGAGAGAGGAGAAAAAGUCUAUAUAAGGAUGUAAAUUUCUGAAUGCUGCUUAGCUGGUCCUUAUUCAGGUUAAAACUGCACCUUACCCUAAACGAUAAUCCCCUGGACAGCCAGGGGCAGGCAGGCCAGCAUGCUGUUACACUGUAUUUAAGGAGGGGCAGGAGAGAAGACUGAGCAUCCCACUUCUUUUUGUGCAUCCAAUUUCCCCUUGAUGUUAAUGUGAUACGCACUCAUAUCUGGUCUUAGUUAUUAAUAUGUCUAAAGUCUUUUCCUCUGGAAAAGUCUUGACUUCUGGUUCUAGAAUAUAGCUUGUGGUUCAAGCUUUAGGACCUAUGGCACUUCCUGCUGCCGCUUUCUCCAAACCUAGUUUGGAAGACUGGCCCAUAGCAAUGAUGUCUCAGUCUCAGAAUGAGCCAUCUUAUUACAUGCAAGGGGCCGAUCAGGAACUUUCCACCUAGUCACACUUCCAUUGCCUGCUGAAUAGUUUUCUUUUAUUCCCUCAAUCUCUUCCCACCACAACCUGGGAGUUAAAUUUGGAGAAUUAUUAAAUCAUUUUCUUUGUUCUCCAUUUGCCAUCAGCCUUAUGUAUAUAUAAUAAGCUAGAACAUAUUGUUGCCAAUCUGUUUUGAGUUUCUUCUGUAAAUCCAGCUGAUCAGUUACUUGGGGUCCAGCUGGAGGCUUUACUCUUAAAUGACCCCAAAAAGGCUAAAUGAAAGUCUGCAUCAUUGUACUCUUUUCUGUUUCAAGCAUCAUUGUUGUGACAGUAAAGGCCUCCCUAUUAUUAAGGAGGAUACUCUUAUAGCUGUGCCUAUUGGCAUUGGUACGUCAAACACCUAACAUAGAUAUGAAACCAGUGGGACUUUGGGCAAGAAAACAUUUCUCCAUUAACCAGAAUAGAGCUAUCUGGUAUACUGGUGAGCAAGAUGUCACCCACCAGCCAAUUGGACACAUUUUAAAGAUUAGAAAGAAAAAAAUUGAUCUCUGAAGAAAUGCCUUUUCAUUCUUCUGCCUUCCCAUGUGAUCUAUUAGGACCUGGUUUUUGGAGAAUUGAGGCAAUAGUUUAGGUUUGGUUCAAGAGAUGUGACAAAUGAGAACAAGGAAGAAUUUUGAGCAGAAGUUUGAUGGUCCAUAUAUUUGUAUUUGUGUCUUUAAGAAGAGCUCUUCUCUAGAUUCUCUUCCUUCCCCUUGGGUCUAGUCCUUCCUUACAAAUUACCAUCAAAUGAUGGCUUUUAAGAGACAUACCUAUUUGUCUGCCUGAGGUUCAGGACUAGCCCCUAAUAACCAGUGCCUUUUCCAUCGGUAUUUUUGUGUCAUGCGUCAUGUGUCACGCAUGUGCCUUCCAGGGCAAUAGAUUGAUUUGUCAUGAAGUACAAUAGCUCCUUCUUAUGAAGUAUUCUUAAAACAAGUUUUCCCCAAUGAUUUCCCUUGGGCCAGUAGUUGUAGGGACAAUGAAAAAAGGCUAGAAUCCUAGAAUUUCAGAUUUGGAGGGCCCCAGAGGCAGGAUUUCCCCUAUGGCAAGCUGCCCCAUCCAGGUUGAAGUGGCAAGUUUUCCAUCAGCAGUCUUCACUCUUGCCCCAGAUCAUAUGUGACUUCUAGUGAAAUGUGUUUGGGGGGUGGGUUUGUGGGGGUCUCUCCCAUAUGGAGGUACAUGCAUGCUCCUGCAUGCAUACACAGUCAGGCUUGACUGCACUAGAUUCAGAAGGCAAUGGAUGGCAAGUGGCAUUAUGGAGAACCACUCAAGAUGAUAGGGAGUCAACUGAGCCAUCACCUUCAUUAAAGCCAUUUACCUUCUAGUUUCUGUUCUUUUGCAUUGCUUUACAGUGUGUAUAUGUUAACAUUUAAUUUGGGGGACGAGACAGAAAAACUUCUGGUUCCAUAACAGCUGGGGAAAUAUGGAUGAUUUUCAGGGUGGUAUAGAUGAGACAGGCCUCAGCAAAAGCCUGGAUAAACUCCUCCCCAUCCCUAGAAACCACUGCUUUGGCUGCUGGGCUUUGUGUGUAGUUGUUCUCUCUUAGCUGGGGAAAAUGCUUGACAUCCGCCAUUGAUUUUACUCAAAAUGUUGAAGCAACAUGAUGAUGUGGAAAGGACACAGGAUUUGAAGUCAGGACACUUGGCUUCAAAUCCUGGCCCUGUUUGUGACCUUGUGCAAGGCACUUGACCUUGCUGGGUCUCAGAUUCCUUAUCUAUAAAAUGAUGGGGGUAGGACUAGGGCGAACCCCCCUCCUAACUCUAAAUAUUCUUGGUGAUGAAGUCUUGCAUUCUGCAAUGGAAAAUCCCAACGGCCAACUUGAUUUUGUUCAUCAAGCUCCAAGCAAACCAGAAACCCUUUUCCUAAUUGUUAGUGACCUAGUUUUGAAAGACUUGAAGAGUGAAUGUUACCAAGUCACAGAUGAGGUGGGGAGCGUCAAUCAAACAAAAAGAAAUCGGGUGAGUGCUUGUUUUUGAUGGUGUGGUCACUCCCACCCAGCUUUAAUCUUGCCUUGUUCUGUUUGCAAGUGGGAGCAAUUUUCCCUGGGCUACAUACAAGUCAACUUCUUCCAGGGCUCUGGCUUCGGGGGAGGGGAGGUGUUUUGCCACCGAGAAUCAUCUCCCAGCCCCACCCCCCCACCCCCACUACAUUCAGGGGUUGUUGGAGAGGCCCUAGAGAUCUGGUCCCAUCCCACUGGCAGGCAACCAUGGGCACAGCUAAAAAUGACAGGAAGUCCAAAGCGAUUAGCCCAGCUCCUGGAAAAUAAAGCAAACAAAAGCCCUCCUGAUCCUGUAGGCUCUGCAUCAUCUGGCUCUUUUUUACCAGAGUCAGUGCUGUCUAGCUCCCAGACAGAGGCAGCUGCCUACAGGAAAGGUCUCCACGGUGAACAAGGCUCCACCCUUCCCCAGUUAGAGUCCCAUUUUACUUGCCUUAAUGGUGGAGAGAGGAAUUUAGUAUUUGCACUUAGCAAAACAUUUUAAAACUGUAAAGAAUUGUGCAUGAACUACAACUUUGUAUAACAAUAGACAAAAAUGAAUAGGUGGUUUAUUAAAAAUAAAUAUUUUUCUUUACCUUCUGGUAGUAUAAAAUAAUAAAACAAAAGCUGUUAUGUUUUCUUGUGUGUAAAAAGUCUGUAUUAUAUGUAAUUUGGAUUUUUUUGUAAAUAAACUUUUGUGCACUCUGUC
This is a messenger RNA of Monodelphis domestica (gray short-tailed opossum), 10696 nucleotides long. It is a transcript of the gene RNF216, whose product is annotated as ring finger protein 216. The record is from RefSeq and is a predicted model, not a curated record. Gene Ontology annotation, molecular function: zinc ion binding. NCBI's taxonomy places the organism in Eukaryota, Metazoa, Chordata, Mammalia, Didelphimorphia, Didelphidae.